This is a messenger RNA of Brassica oleracea var. oleracea, 526 nucleotides long. RefSeq lists its product as uncharacterized. Bases 9 to 365 code for a protein of 118 amino acids. The record is from RefSeq and is a predicted model, not a curated record. The transcript has 2 exons. NCBI's taxonomy places the organism in Eukaryota, Viridiplantae, Streptophyta, Magnoliopsida, Brassicales, Brassicaceae.
CUCGCCUCAUGUUAAACAAGGCUUAUCUGAAGAAUGCUAAGAGUAAGAGGGGAUAUGUUUACGGACUGGGCAGUGAACAAUUCAGGGAGCAUGCGCCUUCUUCACGCGUCCCCAAUGGUAUUGCCCGCAACCUGGACCUGGAGAUGCGUGUGGGCGGUCUUGAGACAACCCUCCAAAGUGUCACUUCUGAUGUUGCUGGGGUGAAACAGGACGUCUCAGACAUGAGGCAGGACUUUGGAGCAACAAGGGAAGCAAUCAAUCAGCUCCUCCAAACACUUAGGCCCCCGCAAGCACCUACUGGACAGACUUCUGAUCAUCAGGCUCAAGCACCAACUGGUCAGCCUAAUCCUCCCAAUGGCAUUUAGAAGUUGGUACUUUAUCUUAUAACCUCUUUUGUAACAAGGUCUUUUGUAACAAGGUCUUUUGAUAGUCUUCUUAGACUCAAAACUUUUAACCUUGUCUUAUGUAACUUUUUAUGAAUGUUGAACCUUGACUAUCUUGUAUAUUAAGCUCUGUGUUUAUUGAA